This is a messenger RNA of Mytilus trossulus (common blue mussel), 714 nucleotides long. RefSeq lists its product as uncharacterized. Bases 88 to 570 code for a protein of 160 amino acids. The transcript is spliced from 2 exons. The record is from RefSeq and is a predicted model, not a curated record. Lineage: Eukaryota; Metazoa; Mollusca; Bivalvia; Mytilida; Mytilidae.
UCCGAAAUUGAAAUUGCGUCAAAACUGUAUGCAGAUGUUUCCAAGUUUGAAAAAGACAAUGUAAAGUUGACAGAAAAAUAUCGCCUAAUGCUGAAUGAAUUAAUUGAAACAAAUAAAAAGUUUGCAGAAGUUGAAAAAGAAUUGUCUGAGAACAUGACUGCACUAGCUGGUGUGACCAAAGAUAAAGAAGCAUUGCUUGAUUGUUUAGGGGUUCAAACAGCGGAACCAGUGUCUUAUGAGCAUACCGGUAAAAACGUUGAAGCUAUGUCAAGAACUCAGAAGUACCGAAUUACCAGAACACUUAAAAGUAAAAUGGAAAAAGCACUGUGGUUUGCGGCUUCGUACGGUUUGCGCCCAACGGGUGUCAAACUAUUAAAUUCUGAUGGUGAUCCAGUAAGCGUCCCACUUGGCAAUUCUGUACCUUCUGAUGAUAUAGAAAGAAUGAACGAAAUUUUAUUUAUUCUUGACAAGUUUAAAAUAAGUGACAACGCUUAUCAUGAAAUAGUUAUGAAAACAGGAGAUCUACCAAAGCUUCACUCUAUUGUCAGCAUUAGGGAAAAAAACAAAUAACACGUUUGCAAUCCAUCGCACUCCUGGUAACACUCCUGGUGCUUAUGUUAGUCUGAAGUCCGAACUGAUCAAUAUUAUCAAGACCAGGGCGUUUGAUCAACAAGACAAAAUACAAAUAAAAAUUUCGGGAGAUGGUACAAAAGU